AUGGGUGUACAGAAUCUUGCAAAAACCCUCCGAGAUAUCGGUGUGGAGAGUCCUGAUGAUAUUCAGUAUGUAGAGGCCACUGACCUUGCUUCAGUUCUUAAGCCAGUCCAAAUUCGGAAACUCCUCCAACAAGUGAAAGCUGAUUUGAAUCAAGGAGCAGCUCAAAGGAUGGGAUUCUCAUCCCAAACUGGACAAGUUCAAUCUUCGCUUGCUGCAUUCCAAGAACAAGGCCUCCAAGCUCAACUCCCCGCUAGCCUUGCAGGUACUGUCAAAUUGGCGGUCGGUCAGGUGGAAGUGAAUAAGAUUCUGAAAAGUCUGACGAAAGAGGGAUUUACUACAGAGAAACUGAGAGAAGUUGAAAUGGCAGCCAUGAUACCACUUAUAAUGUUGUUUAUGAAUGAAAACAAAAAUAUUCUCUUCCCUAUGGCACCAAAAAACUCCAUGUCGGUUAUAAAAGCGCUGAAUGUUCCUGAAACUCCCUGCCUUGUUGUUUGUGGAGACUCCAUCAGUAACAGUUCUAGGUUUGUUCUCUGCAUUGAUAAAGAAAUUGUGAAUGACAAAAUCACUAAUUUCAUUACCGGUGUCAUGAUGUUGUUUGCAUCUUACUAUUGCUUUAACAUCCACUAUCCAGUUGAAGCCUCGGCAACAUUGGAGUUUAUGCAAAGGUGUUUGGUUGGAAUUAACCCUGCGAAUAAGUCAGGCAACAGGCAACUUUUAAUUCACCCCAAGAUUGUGACUCUACUUGCAAGAUUGGUAAAAUUUGGUUGGCAGGCACCAACAGAGCUUCAAAGCUCUCUUCCGUUCACUCAGGAAUCCACAGAUUCUGUCCAAUGGGCUGCUUCAAAUUCUGCUUCCACGGACAUAGAUCUCACCCUUGUAUGUUCAAAUCAAAAUAAUUUCCUCAAAUUUUCUACUGACAAAACACGAGAUAAUGACCAAAUAUUGUCACAAAGUUCCCAAGUCUUGGACUCUGAAAGACUUUCAGGGCAAAAUACCGAUGAUGGAACUAACCAGCAGCAACAGUUUUCUUCUGAUCAAAUGUCUUUCAUGGUUUCUGACUCUCCAGUUCAGGCCAAUGACGAAGUGCAGUGUUUAAAUAUAAAUCAACAUUCCAAUCAAACAUAUGACAUGAUUAAAGUUGCUCUAGAUCAGACAAAGCAUUUUCCAGGCAGUAGAGGUCUCAAGAAUUCUCCAAGAACACGCCAAAAUAGACCUCGUGGUCGUGGUGGUGUCAGCUCUCGAGGCCGUGGAAGCAGUAGUACCAGUUCUCGCUCUCGUGGGCGUGGCACUAUACACCGUCGACCCAAAGAAUGGAUGCGAGAAUACUGGAGGAUCAAGAAACGUGAAUCUAGGGCCAGGCAGGAAUAUUGGUUGAAACGGAUGCAGAACGACGUGAAUCAGUUGAACAACGAUGUAUCUCCUGUAAUUGAAAAUAUCCGGAAGACUAGGCGAGCAUCUUCAAUUGAUACGUGUAACCUGACUUUAGACACUUCCAAUAUGCCAUCAUCUGAUGGGGGACCCAGUGAGAAAGUCAUUUCACCAAGUGUAGAGUCUCAAGCAACAUUACCUCAAACACAAUCAUCUCUAACAGCACCCCAACCUCUGCAUUUGUCGCCGACCUCAUCAGAAAUAUUAGCUGAACCUCUCUCAGUGUACAAAUUUGAAUUGCAACAUCCUGACUGGCUAAUGGCACGAUUUCGUCAUCUGUGGAGGAUGCGGUUGUUGUGUAAUGCAGCUGUUGGUAACGGUUCCACUAAUAUAAUGGUCCAUCGAGAUAUUUUGCUUGCUUCCUGUGUCAAACUGCUUGAAGAGCAAAAUGUUGAUGUGCUUCAGAGCAACUUUUUACAAUUGACAUUUACCAGUAAUGUUAAAGAAGAAGCCCUAUGGUCACUUUGCAAUUAUAUCUAUGAGGGAUUCCUUAUUCUAAAUAACAACAUCAUUGACAAUAUGGAUAACAUUGGCCAAAUAUUGGGAGCGAAAAUACCUUUAUUUAUCCCUUCCCUUCCCCGGCACACUGCUAAUACGGGUACUGAACAGACUGAUGGUAUCACUGCACCCAGCCUCUUUCUUUUUUUCCUCUGUCUCUUUUAUCAGUUCAGUCAUUAA
Acanthosepion pharaonis is the source of this 2106-nucleotide messenger RNA. NCBI's taxonomy places the organism in Eukaryota, Metazoa, Mollusca, Cephalopoda, Sepiida, Sepiidae. The record is from the annotation of a GenBank genome assembly.